Paramecium pentaurelia is the source of this 750-nucleotide messenger RNA. The record is from the annotation of a GenBank genome assembly. Lineage: Eukaryota; Ciliophora; Oligohymenophorea; Peniculida; Parameciidae.
UAAUGUCAAGAACAAAUGAUGAAGAUUAUGAUUACUUAUUUAAAAUUGUUUUAAUAGGUGAAUUUCAUGUUUAAAGAUUUUAGGUGAUUCAGGAGUAGGAAAAACAAAUAUUUUAAAGAGAUUCAUAAAUAAUGAAUUCUAAUUAGAAUCAAAACCUACAAUUGGAGUUGAAUUUGCAACGAAGACAUUUCAAUAAUCAGGGAAAUCAGUUAAAUGUUAAAUUUGGGAUACUGCAGGAUAGGAGAGGUAAGACUUAUAAUUAUGAAAUUAAAUUUUAGAUAUAGAGCCAUUACUAAUGCAUAUUAUAGAGGAGCAGUUGGAGCAUUUAUAUGUUAUGAUGUAACAAGAGAAGUCACAUUCAAAAACACAGAAAAAUGGUUAUCAGAGUUAAAAGAACAUGCAGAUGGGAAUAUUGUGAUAAUAAUGAUUGGAAAUAAAAUAGACGCAGUUGAUUCAAGAGUAUAUUAAUAUUUUCAUAUAGACUGUUAGAACAGAUGAAGCCUCAAAUUUUUGUGAAUAACAAAAUAUAGGAUUCAUUGAAACUUCAGCAUUAGAUGGGACCAACAUAGAUGUUGCAUUCAACAAGAUUGUAGCAAGUAUUUUAUUUUUAUAACAUAAAUAGAUAUUUUUAAUACAAUUGGUUCUAAAAGCGUUAAGAAAGUAGUUUAAGUAGAAUCAGAACAUGUAGUAUUAUAAGAAACAAAGACGAUUUAGUCAAAACCGAAAAAGAAUAGCGAAGGAUGCUGUUGA